GAUAUUUUCGAUGCAUCGAUGUUUUUCCGAAAUCCCUAUGGAAGAUUAGUGUGAACAUUUUUAAUUACAUUGACGGAAAGCUUUAAAAAGAGUCAGUAAUUAGAAAUUUAAGCUUUAACCUACAAAAUGGCUAUAGUGUAUGAGACUGUGGAGAAUUGGGGCUUGAAGAAAUGUGGGGAGAUUUCGACUUUGCUAGCCGUAGGGAAAGAGGAGUUUUUUCUCAGUUGUGAAUUUUGUGACUAUACUGCUAUACAAUUGGAUAGAUUCAUACGCCACAUGUGCGGAAACCAUUUGGCUGAAUUUACUAAAGCAAAGUCAAGACAAAAGUCACCGGAACUCCCAGUUGAAUUACGAGCCGAGGAGGUCGGUAAUCAGUGGGAAAACAGUAAUCAGGAUAGCGUUGACAAGGAUUAUGCUCUAAGGGGAUUUGAAAGGGUUGAAAUAGAGUUGGACACAAUGGAUGUAGAAGGUUCCUUGGAGAUGAAAGAAGAAGAUAUAUCAGAUGAAUUUUUAAGCGAAACUGAGAAUGAAGAAACAUUUGAAAACAUUAAUAACCGUGGAAGCAUUUCCCUGCCACCCCUUAAGUCUGGUCAAUUCGAUAAAGACAAAAAGAUUAUGACAAAGUAUUAUCCAAACGAUGAAGAAAAACAAUUUAUUAUUGAGUUUAUUGAACUAUAUCGCUCCUUACCGUCGUUAUGGGACUUCAAACAUUAUGAUUAUAGCAAUCGCAAUUCAAGAGCAAUACAGUAUGACAUUAUGCUUGCAAAAUAUAAGGAAAAAUAUCCAAAAGCUGACAGAAAAGAAGUUAUGAAAAAGAUUAAUAGCCUUCGAUCAAACUAUCGACGAGAAUUAAAACGCAUAACUCCAAAUGCAACGCCCUCUCUGUAUUAUUUCGAGGCUAUGGAUUUCUUGCGCAAUAAUGAUCAGGGUGAAGAAUCACAAAACCUAAUUAACGACUUCGAGGAAUCUAAGUCCACCUUUGGAGUUGAUAAACACGAUGCCAAAAUGGAGGUUUUCGACACCACCACUAAAAGUGAUAGUUUCAACAUUUCAGAAGAUACAUUCCAAGAAAAAGAAAUUGGUGUUCAAGAAAAUGCCAAUGUCCAGGAGGAAGACGAAAACUUCGAAACGGUUGCAGAUGAGAAGAAAUUCAUUAUUGAGUUUAUUGAAUUGUAUCAGUCCUUACCGGCACUAUGGGACGUAAAAAGCAAAGAUUACAAAGAUCGAGAAUUGAAAGACAUUCAAUACCAAAUUUUGCUUGCAAAAUAUAAAGAAAGAUAUCCCGAUGCCGACAGACACGAGAUGCGGAAAAAGAUUAAUACCCUCCGUUCCAGUUUUCGUCGACAGGCAAAACGACCAUAUCCACCAAAUCUGUAUUACUUUAAUUCAUUGAGUUUCCUCCUUAAUAUUGACGAGUCACUACAGAAUGAUUUUGAAGAUAAUACGCAGCACUCUUUUAAGACAGAAGAUGAUGCUGGGCCAUCAGACGAAAUUUGUAAAUCUGAAAGCGAAUUUGAAAUGGACGAUGAAGAAUAUGACUAUAUUGGGGAUACUGAACAAAAAAGAUCCGAAAGAAAAUUUGUAAUUGAGUUAAUUAAGGUCUACCAAUCAUUGCCACCACUCUGGGAUAUAACCAACAAGGAUUAUCAUAAUCGCGCAGUAAAAAAUAAAAAAUACGAUAUAUUACUCGCGAAAUACAGGGAGAGGUAUCCAGAUGCUGAUCGAGACGAUGUUAAGAGAAGGAUAAAUAGCCUUCGGUCAAACUUCCGCAGAGAAUCAAAACGACAAACAACAAACCUAUUUUAUUACGAUGCAAUGAGUUUUCUACUAAGCAAUUAUGAGCAUUCCUUAGAGGAAGAAUUAGAAGAAACUGUGAAGUCUGAAAAUAAUUCAGAAUUUGAUGAAACAGAGCAGUACACGUAUAUGGACACAGAAGAAGACAGCAUACCAACAAGUAGUAAAGGAGCGCAACAAAAUGGCAGCAGCAAAAACGAAAGAGAUUUCACACUUGAAUUUAUUGGAGUUUAUCGCUCGCUGCCGGCACUGUGGAAUGUAAAAUGUAAAGAUUACCACGAUCGCAAUGUAAAGAAAAAGCAAUAUGAAAUUUUGCUUCAGAAAUUCCAAGAAAGGUAUCCGGAUGGUGAAAUUAAAGACGUAAAAAAAAAGAUUAAUGGCAUUCGAUGCAACUAUCUAAGAGAAUGUAAACGAAUAUCGCCAAAUGGCGUAACUACUUUAUAUUACUUUGAUGCAAUGAAUUUUCUUCGUGGCAGUGAACCGUCAAACCCAACAAACGAGUCUGAUGAAACAGAGGUAAGUGAAAUUUUUCAAUGGGUCGUAUACGGGUAG
Molecule: messenger RNA, 2346 nt
Organism: Rhagoletis zephyria (snowberry fruit fly)
Lineage: Eukaryota; Metazoa; Arthropoda; Insecta; Diptera; Tephritidae
Source: RefSeq, a predicted model, not a curated record